CGUAAGAGUGAGAGCAAGUCAGUCAGGUCCUGCAGACUGAACAGACGCACCUGCAGCUCCGUUACUUUCACAGCGGCAGCACAUAACAGACAGGGCGAGCAUGGCAGCGGCAACGGCGCAGACAAUGGGGAGCCUGCCCAGCGGGGUGGGGAUCUGCACCACCGCCCCAGACAUCUUCUACCUGCCGGAGCUGGUGUUUGGUGGCUUGGUAUGGAUCUUGGUAGCCUCCUCUCACGUGAAGCCGGAGAACCCGCAGGGCUGGGUGAUGUUUGUGUCCAUUUUCUGCUUCGUCAUGACCUUCCUCUGGCUCCUCAUCUUUGUCUCUGGAGGACACAAGAACCACAGCAACUGGGCCACAGCGGACUUUGUGUAUCACCUGCUGGCGGCUCUUUUCUACCUCAGUGCCUCCGUCCCCCUCGGCACAGUAACUAUCUACAUAAAGAACACCACCCUAAUCGCAGAACCUGACCGCUUCAGAUACUACCGGAUCGAUAUUGCAGCAGUGGUUUUCUCUUACGUGGCCACACUGCUGUACUUCAUUCACUGCAUCCUGUCUGCAGUCCGAUGGAAAAACUUCUGAGCGAUAGAAGACAAAAAAAAGAAAAGAGAAAAAACAAUCCACCAAAAAAUCAGCGCAAUUAACCACAAGGGAAAAGACGAGGCAGCGAGCCGGACAGAGGGAACAAAGAAGGAUUAUUCCUAAAGGGGUCAUCACUGAAGAGUCGAUUCCCUUUCUCUACCAUCACUGCCCAGAUACAAAGUUUAUUCAUAUAUCAAUCACGUACGAGAUCUUCUACAGAUCAAAACCUGAUUAUAAAAGGACUAAUAACUUCCCUUUCUAAUUCUAAAUCAGCCUGAAUUCUGUACAUUUGUGCAAAUCAAAGCUUUUGAAAUGUGUCUUUUUAUAAAAUGUUAAAAUGCAAGCUAGUAAUUCCAGUCAAUCAACCUUUUUUUUGUACGCUCAAGGUAUCGCCCUCUAUUUCACGAGGAGCACGUUUUAAUAAAAGCUGUGCAAACUUAA
Molecule: messenger RNA, 1021 nt
Organism: Astyanax mexicanus (Mexican tetra)
Lineage: Eukaryota; Metazoa; Chordata; Actinopteri; Characiformes; Acestrorhamphidae
Product: myelin and lymphocyte protein
Exons: 4
Coding region: 101-580 (159 amino acids)
Biological process (GO): myelination
Cellular component (GO): membrane
Molecular function (GO): structural constituent of myelin sheath
Source: RefSeq, a predicted model, not a curated record